GAUGUUCUGUUCCAGAUGAGCUCCAAGAGUGGGUGAACUUUGAAGCCUCGAAGCUGGCGAAUGAGGUCUACAGCAGCAACUUCGGAGUCCCGUAUGCUCCGCUGCUUCCAAAGGACAUUCGUCGGCUGCAACCCAAGGAGGUUGAUUUUGCUGAUCUCUGGAUUCUGUCACCGCCUUGCCAGCCUUACACUCGCCUUGGUCGACGAGGAGACCUUGGUGAUCGCCGUGCGCAGCCGUUGCGACACCUAUCAUCGUUGCUCAGCCAGCUGCAGCAGCCGCCGCAGGCAAUCCUUCUAGAAAACGUCGUUGGUUUUGAGAUAUCGGAAUCCUUCAAAAUGAUCACAGAGGCGCUUCUGCAGGCAAGAUUCGAGGUGCGUGUCUUCGAGCUGAGCCCUUUGCAGCUGGGUAUCCCAAACAGGCGGCCACGCAUCUACCUCCUGGCGCGGCAGGCCUUAACAUGGCCGGUGCCUAACAUGUCUGGUGGCAUGCUGCGCGAGGACUUUCCUGGUUUUUCGCGAGCGCGGGCAUCACGGUCACUAGCAGGGUAUUUGCAGCAGGACGAGGAUCUCGACACGAGCAUUUGCUCCGUCCCUCUGCGGAUGCUCGAGCUCCUCGAAGCUCGAAACCAGCGUUGGGAGGUGGUAUGUCCCCAGAGCACGAGCUCCUCCACCUUCACAGCAGGCUACACAACUAGCUGCUUUGAAGCUCAUCGAUUUGGUCCCCUUCUAGCCAGAGAUGACUCGCUGCCAGAUGCACUAGGCGAUGAUUGGUGCGAACCCAUCUUGCUGCCGGGCGGGCGCGUGAAGCGUCUGGUGAUGCCGGGUGAGGCUGUGAGGUAUUUCACUCCUCAGGAGUUGCUCCGGAUCGCCGGAUUCCCUUCUAACUUCUGCUUCCCUGGAACCAUAACGCCACACCAGCGCUACAAGCUCAUUGGAGACUCAGUCAAUGUUGAUGUGGUCUCUGCACUUCUGAAUUUCCUUCUUUUCGAGUGGACAGACUUGGGCCUCACAGCUCACUGA
This is a messenger RNA of Symbiodinium pilosum, 1019 nucleotides long. Lineage: Eukaryota; Dinophyceae; Suessiales; Symbiodiniaceae. The record is from the annotation of a GenBank genome assembly.